UGGUCUGUGGGAAACAUGGCCCCUUCCCUGCGUGGCCGCUCAUGCCCUGGCGCCAACCACGCACGCCCCAGGGCUCAGCUGGGAGCCGCCCUGCGCAGCACUGGGGUCAGCUGGCGGGGUGGGGGUGGGUGGAAGUAGGGGGUUCCCGCAGGGCGUGACGAGGCGAGGCUGGCCCGCCCGCCCUUUGUGGCCCAUAUAGUGGCUGCCUGGCAGCAAAGCUGCAGCUCGUGGGGCGGAGAGCCAGGCCUGGGCCUGCACUCGGGGAGGCGAGCAAGGGCUCAUCGACGGCAGACACGCUGUGCUGUGCCCGCUCCGGUGAGGACUAUGAGGGCACCAGAGAGGCGGGGUCAGUGGCUGUUGCACCCGCCAUGGGCGCUGCCAACCCUGCUGCUAGCGCUGGCCGUGCGCGGGACAGCGGAUACACCCACGUACCCGUGGCGGGACACGGCGACGCAGGAGUGGCUGACUUGUGCCCAGUGUCCCCCGGGCACUUUCGUGAAGCGGCCGUGCCGCCGUGGCCAACCCACGACCUGCGAUGCGUGCCCGCCGCGCCACUACACGCAGUUCUGGAACUACCUGGAGCGCUGCCGCUACUGCAAUGUCAUCUGCGGGGAGCACGAGGAAGAGGCGCGGGCGUGCGGCGCCACCCACAACCGCGCCUGCCGCUGCCGCCCGGGCUUCUUCACACACGCUGGCUUCUGCCUGGAGCACCAGCGCUGUCCGCCCGGCGCCGGAGUAACUGCCCCGGGCACCCCCAGCCGGAACACGCAGUGCCAGCCCUGCCCCGCUGGUACCUUCUCAGCCAGCAGCUCGAGCUCUGAGGAGUGCCGCCCUCACCGCAACUGCACGGCCCUGGGCCUUGCCCUCAACGUGCCGGGCUCCUCUUCCCGGGACACCCUGUGCACCAGCUGCGCGGGCUUCGCGCUCGGCUCCGGCAGUCCCGGAGAGCCAGGGACCGAGGAGUGCGAGCGCGCCGUCAUCGACUUCGUAGUUUUCCAGGACAUCUCCUUCAAAAGGCUACAGCGGUUGCAGCGGGCCCUAGGGGGCCCAGGGGCCCCCAGUCUGUCCCCAUCCAGGGAGGGCCGCGCGGCGUUGCAGACGCAGCUGCGGCGGCGGCUCUCGGAGCUUGGCGAGGCGCCGAGGACGCCACUGCUCGCACAGCUGCUGGCAGCUCUGCGUGCCGCGGGGCUGCCAGGGCUGGAGCGCGGCGUCCGCGCGCGCUUCCUCCCAGCGGGCUGAGCGACAGCCCCGCCCUAGUCGCGGCUUAUUCUACACUGUGCCCUUCACACCCAGUCCCGCGCCAGCAUGGCCCUCAACCGCACCAAAGAAGACUUCUCGGUUUAUUCUAUAAAACCAUUCCUUAAA
Molecule: messenger RNA, 1365 nt
Organism: Heterocephalus glaber (naked mole-rat)
Lineage: Eukaryota; Metazoa; Chordata; Mammalia; Rodentia; Bathyergidae
Gene: Tnfrsf6b
Product: TNF receptor superfamily member 6b
Molecular function (GO): protein binding
Source: RefSeq, a predicted model, not a curated record